UGCGGCGCGAGCGCCGAGGGCCUGCCAGUGCGAGGAAGCGCCGUGGAACGUAGGGUGGAUCGCAAUGUAUUUGAACGGAACAUAAUAUCUUACAUUAUUUACCAUACAUAUUUUGCGUAUAUUUCAAGAGAUCGCAUUUGAAAGUGGACUGGGAGAGGGGGCAAUACAGGAAUUUAUCCGAAGGGUGUCGAAGAAAGUUUUGUUUGAAUGCCCAAAAAAGAAUCUGCCCAGGUUUAACCAUGAAUAAAAACAAGCGUGAGAAGGAGUACUACAGUAUAGAUGUUGGGGACUCUACAUUCACAGUUUUGAAGCGCUAUCAGAACUUAAGGCCCAUUGGUUCCGGGGCGCAAGGAAUUGUCUGCUCGGCGUAUGACCACAACCUAGAACGGAAUGUCGCAAUUAAGAAACUCAGUCGGCCUUUCCAGAACCAAACCCAUGCCAAACGAGCAUACAGAGAACUGGUCCUUAUGAAGUGUGUCAACCACAAAAAUAUUAUUGGCCUAUUAAAUGUAUUUACGCCGCAAAAAUCACUUGAAGAAUUCCAAGACGUUUACCUUGUGAUGGAGCUGAUGGACGCCAACCUCUGCCAAGUGAUUCAGAUGGAGCUGGAUCAUGAGCGGCUGUCCUAUCUCCUAUACCAGAUGCUGUGCGGAAUCAAGCACCUUCACGCGGCUGGAAUUAUACAUAGGGAUUUGAAGCCGAGUAACAUUGUGGUGAAGUCAGACUGCACCCUGAAGAUCCUGGACUUCGGGCUGGCCAGGACCGCCGCCACGGGUCUGCUGAUGACUCCUUAUGUGGUGACACGCUACUACCGAGCCCCCGAGGUCAUCCUAGGAAUGGGAUACCAGGCCAAUGUUGAUGUCUGGUCAGUCGGCUGCAUCAUGGCCGAAAUGGUCAGAGGCAGCGUGCUGUUUCCCGGCACAGACCAUAUUGAUCAGUGGAACAAAGUCAUCGAGCAGCUGGGAACCCCAUCCCAGGAGUUUCUGAUGAAGCUGAACCAGUCCGUUCGGACCUACGUGGAGAACCGGCCCAGGUACGCAGGGUACAGCUUUGAAAAGCUGUUCCCCGACGUCCUGUUCCCCGCGGAUUCUGACCACAACAAACUGAAAGCGAGCCAGGCCAGAGACCUAUUAUCCAAGAUGCUGGUAAUAGACGCGUCCAAACGGAUCUCGGUGGACGAGGCCCUCCAGCACCCCUACAUUAAUGUCUGGUAUGAUCCCGCUGAGGUCGAGGCGCCACCGCCCCUGAUCACCGACAAGCAGCUAGAUGAGAGGGAGCACACAGUGGAGGAGUGGAAAGAGCUGAUAUACAAGGAGGUGCUGGAGUGGGAGGAGCGGACGAAAAACGGGGUGAUCCGAGGACAGCCUGCCUCUUUAGGUGCAGCAGUCAUAAGCGGCUCGCAGCACCUGUCGUCGUCCUCGUCUGCCGACGUGUCGUCCAUGUCCACCGACCCCACCAUGGCUUCCGACACGGACAGCAGCUUAGAGACGUCCGCUGGGCCCCUCAGCUGCUGCAGAUGACCGGCGUACCCUGCUCCCACCGUUUGUGUUAGAUGGUAUAGAGUUUAGGCCAGUUUAAAAAAAAAAAAGAAAA
Messenger RNA from Megalops cyprinoides (Indo-Pacific tarpon), 1593 nucleotides. It is a transcript of the gene mapk8a, whose product is annotated as mitogen-activated protein kinase 8a. The record is from RefSeq and is a predicted model, not a curated record. Gene Ontology annotation, cellular component: cytoplasm; nucleus. Gene Ontology annotation, biological process: JNK cascade; protein phosphorylation. The transcript has 12 exons. Bases 240 to 1520 code for a protein of 426 amino acids. Gene Ontology annotation, molecular function: JUN kinase activity; ATP binding. Lineage: Eukaryota; Metazoa; Chordata; Actinopteri; Elopiformes; Megalopidae.